Molecule: messenger RNA, 1014 nt
Organism: Penicillium angulare
Lineage: Eukaryota; Fungi; Ascomycota; Eurotiomycetes; Eurotiales; Aspergillaceae
Exons: 6
Coding region: 1-1014 (337 amino acids)
Source: RefSeq, a predicted model, not a curated record
AUGGCCCCGGCUUUCUGGCGUUCUCCACUCUUCCAGUCCUCAUCCAAGUCGAAUCGUCCGGAUUCGGGUACAUGGAGCUCAAGAAUGGAUGGAACGACUCUUGAGGAUGUUGCACGACAGCUCUCGGAUCUAGAGGUUGCGCUUUUCCUGUGUCUGGCUGCCCGCGAACAUUGCCUGAUUGAAACCACUGGCGACGCUAUCCAUGAUCUCGCUAAGGAACUAGCCCUGAUAUGCUCGGGCACAUUCAAUCUGUCGUACAGCAUUGUUGAUUGUGGCUUUGCAACAUCGAUAGAGGAAAUUCACAAUGAGAUUCUUACUACCGAUGCCCGAAAAGCCCAAACACACCCGCCAUACUCAAGGGUGAAAACUGGAUCAUCCAGCAAUGUCUCAUCCUAUGUAACCGGACACCAGGAGCGCAGCAAGUCUCCAAUCCCUAGUAGACAGGCUGACGAACCAAACGUGGUUAACAUCAUUAUUGCCAAAAAUCUGAACUUAAGCAAUGAAGAUAUCCAAGUCCAGGCUAUACAAUUAAUGCGAACCCGAAAAUUGGCUACAGAGGUUGGCCUUCUUCACGCCCCUGAAGAUUUUAUGUUUGUACCUCUUGUGAUACAGGACUACUAUGGGCAGAAUUUGUCAUUGAACGUGCAUCUGCGGGACCAACUUUUCAUCUCGCAUUUCCACGAAGCUGCGAAUGGCUAUGUGUAUCUUGAAGAAAAUGACUGGCUUUCUGAUGGCCAAAUAUCUGCAUCCUCUGUGAUUCACACACCCAAAUAUCGGCAGAAGAAAGCAGCGAAGGUCGGCCAAAUGACCAUGGACCACCUACGUGAAGCCGUUAUCUCAGUAACGACCAGCGCUGAAGUGGUCAGGUAUAUUCAGGACAUCGUAGUUUUUCUACGUCUCAGUCGUGCGGUUGCUGGAGGAGUAUCUGCACGAGCAAAUAAUCAAUUCGGAAACUUCGCCAAGUACGAUACACUAGAUCACCGGGAGGGGACUUUGCUCACCUAUUUCCUUUAG